AUGAUCACCACUACCGCCAUCAUCACAACUGCUGUCACCACCACCACUGCACCACAACUGCCGCCGCCACCACUACCAUUAUCGCCACCACCUCCACAAUCAUCACCGCCACCACCACUCCCCAAUUCUGCAGAAGACUACAAUAUUUUCUCUCAAUUAACGAAAACCAUUAAUACUCAGCGUAAUGAUCCAGUCGCGUCUUCAUUGCCUAAACGGAGAAAGCCGAAGCCGAUUAGAUUUGAGGUCUCUCCAACUGAAGUACAGACAGAACGUCCGCCUCCGAAGAUCAACAUCCCAGUAAGCAAGACUUCAACUCCAUCUUUGAGGCCAGUUUGA
Molecule: messenger RNA, 336 nt
Organism: Lactuca saligna
Lineage: Eukaryota; Viridiplantae; Streptophyta; Magnoliopsida; Asterales; Asteraceae
Source: the annotation of a GenBank genome assembly